AUGUUCUCGAUAUGGCCAGAUACCCUCAGCCGCCUAUUUCUGUUUGCUGUGAUUCUCCGCUCAACAACCGCCUACGUCGCUAAGAAUGUUGAAGGACCGGGAAGCGAUAGCCAGGAGGAGGGGCCGUCACUUGAAGAGAUCGCCCGUCUGUAUACCAGGAGAACGUCAGGAGGAAUUCAUCUACCCAUCGUUCCGCGGGAAGUGCCAUCUGGGGAGUUGCAACGGCGGGAUGCUGCAGCUAUCGGGUUGGGUAAUUUCGUAGAUGUGAUUUACAGCGUCCUGUUAACCGUUGGUGGCGUUACAACCCCUUUAAUCCUCGACACUGGGUCGACCGACCUAUGGCUCAUGUCAGAUGCCUGCACAAGCGGGUGCACCGCCCGUGGGCAGCGAGCGCCGCUAUACCCUCAAGCCACCUUCGACUCCACCGGUUUGGAGGCUGCGCUAUUUUACGGCGACUCCAUGACCGGAACCAGCGCGUUCGGAGUCAUCGGGAAAGAUACCGUCAGUCUCGCAGGACUGACCUUGGAGGACCAGUACUUUGCUGCAAUCAACCGCACGAAUACCAGCAUCAUCGACACUGGGGGCACAGGGAUAUUCGGCCUUGGUUUCCCGAUUAAUAGUGUGAUUUGGAACACGCUGUUUACAGAGCAGCAGCAGCGGGGUAGCAUACCCUCGCAAGAACGCCGCAGUUUGGAGUCGAGGCAGGAAGGACCCACAUUGCUCGAACCACAGGGCGCCAAGUAUGGCUCUCAACGCUUCCCGACAUUCCCGUUGCACUCUCGCUUUCCUUCCCAUCUCGCUGAUCUUGUUCACCCCGAAGCUGACCCCUCCCAAUCCGUGCGGAGACAAGUGUCGCGAGGGAUGUAUGCCCUGCUGAACUCGUUCAACACGCUGGGGUCGUUCAUCACCCGUCUUAUCCUGGAGUCCAGAUUGGAUCUCCCCAUGGUCACAGUCACCAUGCAACGAAACACUAUCGAUGUCGGAGGAAACGUUGGGCUGCUCAGUAUUGGGGAGAUGCCACCUGACGUUUCUCUGGAUGAGUUGACUUGGGUGCCUGUACGGGCGUAUUCGUAUGCGGAAGGCGGCCUUCCAGCACCGCAGAACUCGCCUCUGGAGGAAUAUCCCAUUGCAUGGGAAGUGAUGAUCGAUGAUGUAUACCUCAAUGGAGAGAAGCUUCCCCGCUCGACCCUGUCUCCACCUUCGAUUCAAUUGUCCGCUCUCGUUGAUACGGGAAAUUCGCUUAUCCGUGGCCCAGAAGACGUAGUCAGUGAAAUAUACCGCAGAAUUUCUGGCUCGAGAAUAUCUUCACGCUUGGCUGCGUUGUUCCCCUGCGACGAACCCCAGAGGCUAGAAUUCUCGAUCGGCGGAAAGCUGUUCCCCGUGGAUCCUCGAGAUUUUAUGGCUCAGAUAUACGUCGACAAUGUUGGUGUUUGCGUCCCGAAUGUUGUGAGCACGGACCCGCCGGGCGACGGAGGGUACCUCUUCAGUUGGAGUUUAGGGGUUCCAUUCCUAAAGAGUGUUGUGUCGUCUUAUUACUUUGGAAACAUAACAUAUCCGACUCAGGAUCCUCCCCGUAUGGGAUUUCUGUCGACUGUCCCGGAAGACGCAGAUCAGAGGCUGAGGGCUGCCGUUGCUAGUGCUGCUCGGUUAGAUGGAAACUUCCCUGCUCUGUCGAAUGCAGCACCGACUGGUACUGCCACGCCAGACCCUGGCGAUCCUGGUUCUGGAGGCUCUUCCGACAAUGGAGCUUACUCGCUCCAGCCCAGUUUCCUUCAGUCCAUUACUUACGACAGUAUGGAUCGAUACUAA
This is a messenger RNA of Coprinopsis cinerea okayama7#130, 1809 nucleotides long. RefSeq lists its product as hypothetical. Lineage: Eukaryota; Fungi; Basidiomycota; Agaricomycetes; Agaricales; Psathyrellaceae. The record is from RefSeq and is a predicted model, not a curated record. Gene Ontology annotation, biological process: proteolysis. The transcript has 9 exons. The coding region runs from base 1 to 1809 and encodes 602 amino acids. Gene Ontology annotation, molecular function: aspartic-type endopeptidase activity.